AUGGCCCAUCAUGCCUUUGGCGGCGUGCUCGACACACCACGAAGCAAUGCUGGUGACGCGACAUAUCUUAACCGACUGCCCGAUAUCUCAGACAUUUCUCCCGAGGCAUCAUUUAUCGCUCCAGACAAGGAUGACGACUUGCUUCACCGACUCCGCAAUGGCAGACGCUCCAACUUCAGAACCCCCCGCCGGAAAGGACCGCUUGCGGAUCGUCCAAAUCUACCGUCGAACAUUGGAGGCGGAGAAUUUACACCAAUGCUCAAGUCCGCUACAUUGAACAGCACGAGGAAGAAUGGAAAAGAGAACAAUGCCGUAAGCACCACUCCAGCUGCACUGAGGACCAUCGACGAGGACGAAAUGACACCACUUCCGCGAAUGGACUUUUCCGUCUAUUCGAACCACAACGCAUCAUAUCUCGAUACACCACAAAUUGCCAGCAGCAUCUCUUCGACGCCGAUAGGUCCUCCGCCGCGCAGGAAUGGAGAUAUGGGUCCUCUGCAGGACGGCAAGCAACUAUCUCUAAGAGAGCAAGAAAACGUCAUUGACAAGAUCGAGAAGGAGAACUUUGGUCUCAAGCUAAAGAUUCAAUUUUUAAAUGAUGCCCUCAUGAAAUCAGGCCCUGGCUAUAAUGAAGCAGCUCUCAAGGAAAACACGGAGCUCAAAGUGGAAAAAGUCACAAUGCAACGCGAGCUUCAACGACUGAAGAAGCAGAUCACCACUGUCGAGCCGACCGUACAAGAGUAUGCUGCAAUCGAGCAGGAGGCCGCAACACUGCUUACGGAAAUCGAAAAGCUCCAAGCAGCCAACGACAAUCUCCAAGCGGUCAACAAAGAUCUCAAAGCGACCAACAACAAUCUCCAAACUACCAAUGACAAUCUCCAAACCACCAACGACAACCUCCGAGCUAACAAUAGCAAUCUCCAAGCAACCGUACAAGAGUUACGACAGAAGCACAGCCCCUUUGAACAGAAUGGCUUCGGGCAGAAUGGCUUUGGACAAAAUGCUUUUGGGCAGAAGAUUGGUUUUGGGCAGAAUGGUUUUGGACGCAGCGGCUUUGGGCAGAGCAACUUUGGGCGCAGCAGUUUCGGGCUCUUUGGGCAAGGCCAACAAGAUUUUGAACGCCAGAAAUUGGAGGCUGAAGUCUACAGUCUGGAAAAGAUGCUUUCAGAGGAAAAGAAAAAGGGCCUCGACCUCCAAAAGUUGGAAACUGAAGUUCAUAACCUGGAGAAGAUGCUCGCAGAGGAGAAGAAGAAGAGCGGCGAAACCGAGGAAGAGAUACGAGCCCAGUACGAGGACGAAAUCCAGAGGCUAGACGACGAGAUCUCGAAUCAUCAGGCGGAGAUUUCGAAUCUCAGGAUGGAAAUUUCCAACCUGGAGUCAGAGGUCGAGGAUCUGAGGGCGGUGAUUCGGGAAAAAGACAACCUGUACGAUAACGACAGUACAGAGUGGGAGGCUGAAAAACGGAUGUUGCAAUCAAGGCGAGACCAAGCCGAGCAAAGGGCUGCCGGUCUUCAGCGAACAGUAGACCGUCUACGCCAAGCUGAGGGCUCUCUCUCCAGCAAGGAAACCAAGCUUCAGGAGGUGAUGCAGAGCGAAGCUGAUCGCCACCGAAGCGAGGAAGGCGUACUCAACCGUCAAAUUGACAGUCUUCAGGAGGCCUUGGAGACGCGCCAGGGCCUUUUGACUCAGAUCCGCAGUGAGCUAUCUACUGUACGCGAUGAGCUCCGCCAGACGAAGAUCGACUAUCAGGCGCAGGUCAACCGAGUGGAGGAACUCGAAAUCCGCGGCGCUGCCGAGAACAAGGCAUCGCAGACCAUCAAACAGCUCCAGCAAAAGCUCAUUGAUAUCGAAGAUGAAAAGUCCGCCAUGGAAGAGCUGCUCGAGAAGGCAGAAGAGGAUGCCGAGGAAAUGGCAGCCCAGCAUGAGCUCGCUAUGCAGCGCGUUGUACAAAAAUUGGAAAAGGUCAAGCGUGAGCGUGAUGCGGCCUCUGCAUCUCGGACGGAAUCCAACAAGCAGAGCCAGCAGUUGCGAGUGAACCAAGCUGAGCUUGAAAGCCUCGAGCACGACGUUUUGCAGCAGGAGAAGCUCAUCGAAAACCUCGUCGCAUCAGAGGCCGCCCUGCGAUUGAAGCUCGAACGCACCCGCAGCGAGCGGGCGGCGUAUCGCGUGAGCGCCGAGAAGCUGCAGAAAGACCUUCAGCUUCUGAAGAGGGAGGCCCAGGAGGUUCAGAGGCACCGUCACCAUCGCGGCAGCGCCGACGAGGUGCUGAAUACCAUUGUGAGGGCGGCCGAGAACACAGAGGCACAACACAGACAAAAGUCGAGCGACAUGAUGCUCCAGAUGGAGUUUAUGCAUGCUCGGUGGGAGCGUGAAGCGGCUCUUCGAAAGGACGUCUCAUACGCAAAGAAGUUCGUUCAGCUGCAGCUCGAUGUCGCAAUGGCCUGUAACAAAGCUCAAGUCCGUGAGUUACAAAAGGCCCGCGCCUACGUCCUUCAAAGCCGCCAUCCCGUCUCUAUACCCGAACUUCCCGCACCCACCCAGUCUCCAACAACUCUCAAGGCCUUCCUCGUCAUGGCCCGCUUCAUCGCUCGCAUGCGCAUCGCCGCCCGUAAGUGGGCUCCUCAAGAAGAUGUUCGCAAACAGCUCCGCCUAGAUAUCAGGGAGAAGCGUCGUGAUAAGCGCAUGAAGCUUCUCAGCGCCGUCCCUGUCGAGGCUCUCUACUAA
Trichoderma harzianum CBS 226.95 is the source of this 2724-nucleotide messenger RNA. RefSeq lists its product as hypothetical. The record is from RefSeq and is a predicted model, not a curated record. The transcript is spliced from 3 exons. The coding region runs from base 1 to 2724 and encodes 907 amino acids. NCBI's taxonomy places the organism in Eukaryota, Fungi, Ascomycota, Sordariomycetes, Hypocreales, Hypocreaceae. Gene Ontology annotation, cellular component: microtubule organizing center.